Pelobates cultripes (western spadefoot toad) is the source of this 31169-nucleotide messenger RNA. The record is from the annotation of a GenBank genome assembly. Lineage: Eukaryota; Metazoa; Chordata; Amphibia; Anura; Pelobatidae.
GGAAUGGAAGCAUUUAUGUUGAUCACAAAGUGGUUAUAGAAGCUAAAUUCCAGCCAAAUAUUUCAGCACUGCAUGAUGAUAUUUGUGAUCAAAUAAAUAACCGACUCUUGGACUCUGAACCAGCAAAAGAUACUUGUAGUAGAAUUGGUAAGGACUGUUUUAAUAUUUACAAUCCACCUUGAAGUGUCUGUGCCAUGUGUGCCAUACGUAGAGCUCUAUGCCAAAGACCUGACUGACAGAGAGAGCAGGAGAGUCUUCCCAAAGGCGGUUCUCCUGCUUUCCAUGAACAGCAGCCACAGCUCAUAUGUAGUGGUUGCUAUAGUUACUCUCUAGUCCAAACUCCAGUAUAGAAACAGGGUAGCAAUAUCCCUCCGCUCAGAUUCUGGCAUGCUGGCAAGAAAACCAGCUUGUCGGGCUAUGGAGAAGGUUUGUCCUUCUCAGGGAAAAGGACCUCAGACAAAGCAAUGAAGUCUAAGCGUGGGAGAGACUGGCGGUCAGUUUUACAAUACUGUAACACUCACUGAGCUGAGGACCAAAGGAAAGUAAUGUCAUUAUUUGCCAUUGACAAUAUAAUUUACCUCUAUUAUAAAUAAUAUGUUCAAAGCCUAAAUUCUUUCCAAAACUCUGUCUCUCUCUAAUAUUGAACCAGCUGGUCGAUGCAGUCUGGAAGAUAACCUUUUCCAAACCCUCCUCCAUAAAGCCACACACUCACUCACUCACACACUCACACACUCACUCACACACUCACUCACUCACACUCUCCCCUGUGCUCAUCAGUGUGAGGGGAAAAAGCAAAGCCAUGUCAAUGAGUAUGUUAUCAUACAUGCAUCUAUUAACUGCGUUGUAAUUUCAGUUAUUUUUCAGUGCUAUCAAUAAGCAUUUGUUCUUAAAGGGACACUCCAACAUUUAAACAAGUUACUUACCUUUAAUCAAGUUGGGGCGCUGGCUUCGAGCCGAAGUUAGAUCAUUAUGCAUACUCUCCUGUCCAAUCCAAUGCAUUUUAUAGAGAAGUCCUCACUCCGAGCUGUCUAUCAAUCAGAUGGGAAUGUGCAACUUGGGAUAUUUAUAUUCCUUUUGAAAUCAGACACUUUCUGAAAAUAAGACACAGGGGACAUAACCGCUUAGCAAGCUUCAGUGCCUUAGUGGUACAGAGGGUUCUGUUAAAUAUUUUAUCUUUAUGAACAAUUCAGCACUAACAGGUCCAUAUCGAAGGACUAGUCUUAAAACCCAACACCCUUUAAAUGUGUUAUUCACAGCCUGUCCUGAGCUGUUCAAUUUGCAAUGGAAAUGGAAGCACAUGAGUGUUGAGGAUUGUGUAUUAAAUGCAUUUUCAGUCAAUUAAAGCACUGUAAUCACCCAGACCUCUUCAAUGACAUGAAGUAGUUGGUGUGCAGAGACGGCUGUUUUUCUCUAGCAAUGUAAAACAUUUCCGUUUAGGAGAUACAGCAAUGUUCUGAAGGGUUAAACACACCUCGUGUCUAAUUGGUAGUUAAUUGUCACUCACUAUAACCAGAAAGGGCAUCAGUAAAUCAGACAUGGUUCCCAACACCUUGUGAAAAUGGUAUGACAAAACAGGCACAUGUAAAGGGAUUUACUGCGCCUAAAAAGAACAGUACAAACCUCCUACAACUUUAGUGGUGUUAUCCCCACCACGGAUAUAAUGGAAGCAAGAUGCCAAGAUAAAAAAAGUGAAAGCUUAUAGAAGUAACAUACUAUAAAAUCAUUAAAAACAAUCAAAAUAGAGCACAUUGUGUUCAUGGCGGGGAUCAAACCACCAACGGUCUCCACACCCAGAGCAGGUCCAUGCUCUGGAAUUUGUAAGUAGGAUAACUUUGUUUUAUUACAGAUACCAUCCUAUAUAAUGGACCUCUGAUCCAUGUCUUUGAAUAAAUCACUGCACCUUGUUCUGGAAGACAUCUGGUGUCCCUGAUUGUAUACUAUGAUGGGAAUUGUACCACCCAAGCUGAUAACUAUUGAGCUUUCAAUAGCUCCACAAAUUGUGAGUGUGUUUUGGCUUAUCUACUAAAUAUCUGCACUGUAUUUUUAUAUUGCACUGCUAUCUGUUUUUAUACUUUUGUCUUUUUAAGCUUUAUAAUGUGCUGUAUAUGACGAUUCCCACAGAACAUGUGUAUGUAUAUUUAUUUAUAUUAUUAUGUGUAGGUGGUUUGCACUGUUCGUUUUUGGUGCAGUAAAUCAUUUUAUAUUUGCCUGUUUUGUUACACUGACAGCCACUUGAUGUCCAGAACCAAGUCUGUAUCCUGAACCGAGCCUGACUCUGUUUCUUGAUAUUUGACAUCAAUGCAUCUCGUAGAGGAGCAUUGGAUUCAAUGCAUCUCUAUGAGAAUAAUUUGAUUGGUAAAACACGGCGCUUUCUGUGCAUAGGCUCCACAACAGAAUAAUUAAGUUUUGUGUAACUUUACCUUUACCUAAUUUAUUUUCCAGAUGUUAUGUGCUUGAAUAGGAUGAACAUUAAUAUCACUAAAAACAACGUUUCUGCAGAUAUAGGUAUGCAUUUUUUCUGUUAAACUAUUUCUUUUUAAUUACCGACUCCCUUCACUGCUGUUCCCCAUAUCUCUUUAUUCUUAAUAUCUGCAAUUUAGAACUUAUCCAGUCAAUAUCAUUCACAACCGGUUCUUCUUUAGAGCUGCUCCUCACUUUUUUUUCAGAUUUUUUUUAUAAUUUGAAAUAAAAGCACAAAGAACUGCUGCAGCAGUCAAAGUGGAACUUUCUUGAUAAAUCCUAUUAAAAAGGAAACUAUUAUCCAACUAAACAUUGAUGUUCACUGUAUAACCUUAUUUUAGUGGUGUAUUACCGGAAGUCUCAUUGGGAUUGGACAUCCGACAAGAUCUAACUUGUUCAACAUUGAAGAGGAAUAGUGCGCGCAGUUUGGGCAGAUUCUAAACACAGGCUGUAUGGAUAUUAUUCUGGGGAUAGAAAGUUUAUGAGAGAUUACACCACAAAGAUUACAACGAAGGAGGAUGCAAUACAGUGUAAAGAAUAAAGAGAAAAGAUAGCAAUUUCAGUUAAAGAAAAUAUAGAUGGUAGACAUGUCGGUUAGCAGGAGGAUGAGGAGGCAAAGUCCAACUUUGGGAAUCAAGGAGCACGUCAGGCCUCCCACCAGCAUUUUCUGAAAAGCAGAUAUUAAAAUACAUUAGUAUUUGUAUUUGUAAGUAAAAUGUCAACCAGAUUUGCAAUCCUCAUAUUAACUACAUGGAAAUUUUCUCUCGCUGCUCACUAUUUAGCAGAUAUGUCCCAAACCAUGGUCAGUGUCAGAGGCAGAAUAAGGGAGCAUAACAUUUUCCUGACAGAUUUACGUGGGUCGUAUUUACUCCCAUAGGCUAUUAUUAUAUUUUUCACUUUUUCUAGACAACAACCACAUUACCGUAUAUACUCGAGUAUAAGACGAGUUUUUCGGCACAAUUUUUGUGCUGAAAAACCCCCACUCAUCUUAUAAUCAAGUGAGUGUCUGUAUUAUGGCAACUUACAUUGCCAUAAUACAGACCAGGACCGCCGGACUCAUUACAAGCCUGGCGGUCCUGUUGGGGACUGGCAGAGAGUUGUAACUUACCUUUCCUGCAGCUCCUGUCAGCUCCCUUCUCUCUCCUCUGGUCCGGUCAGCUCCCUUCUCCUCCAGUAUAAGUCUCGCAAGAGCCACGGGGCAGUCUCUGCCAGCCCCCCUCCUACACAGCCCAUCCACUGGACCACCAGGGAAUGAGAGCCCCCUCCCUGGCCAUGUAUCAAGCAGGGAGGGGGGACAAAAAAUAUAAAUAAAAAUGUAAAUAAUACUAUAAUAAAAAUAUUAAUAAUAUUAAAAUAAAAUAAAAAAAUUAAUAUUAAAAAGAAAACAAAAUUUAAUAUUAAAAUAAUAAUAAUUAAAACAUUUUUAUAAAAAUGCCCACCCCCCACCAAGGUUACACACUCUGCAUCACAUACACACACACACACACUGCAUUAUAUACACACACACACUGCAUUCAUAUACACACACACUGCAUUAUAUACACACACACUGCAUUUAUACACACACACUGAAUUCAUACACACACUGCAUUCAUACACACACACACUGCAUUAUAUACACACACACACUGCAUUCAUUACUUCGAUUAAUGUAAUUUUUGGGGGAUCUAAUUUUAUUUAGAAAUUUACUAGUAGCUGCUGCAUUUCCCAUCCUAGUGUUAUACUCGAGUCAAUAUGUUUUCCCAGUUUUUGGGGGUAAAAUUAGGGGUCUCGACUUACACUCGAGUAUAUACGGUACUUAAUCCUAGCACUGCUGAGAGAUUUGUUUUAACUAUUUGUAAGCUGGCUGCCAGUCCUUCAGAUAAUAGGUUUGGAAGUUUAUAUAGAAAUAUAGAACUGGAUUUUAACAAUCUAGGCGCAUGUUUUGAGUGCUUAGAUCUGGAUUUCAGCUGUUUACGUUCAUCCGCACAGGCUGAAAUACAUCUAAAAAGUUCUGGUUUAUUCGUAGUCAGUAUUGCGAUAUCCAGACAUGGGUAACUAGUGUGGACAAUGUCAGAAUUUUGCAGUCCGGUGGCUGCGAGAUGGAUCAACUAGGAGAAUCCGAGCUUUAGCGAAUCGUCUUGUCAUUUUGCAAUGCCUGAUGUUAACCUAUGUUAUUACUCUUUCCUUAGUCCUCCAAAUAAUUGCCAUGAAGCCUUGUUCAUGGAAUGUCAUGGCAGAAUCUAUCAUGACCCCAUUCUUUAUGUGCAUAAUCCUGAGUACAUGAUUCCACAGACAAAAAAACUAAACAAAAACAAACAAAAAAAAUCAAAUUAAAUUGGAAAUCCCUAUUUUAAAAUAAUACAAAAUACUUAUAAUAAUAUUUGGAAUACAUAAAUAACACAAAUGUACAAAUUCCUUAUAAUGUUAUAAUAAUAAUAAUACCAAACAUAUAUAAAAAGUGCAAAAAACAAUAUAUAAUAAUUAAAACCUAUAAUGAGAAUCAAAAUCCAUUGUUUGGCAAGUGAAUAUAAAGGAAGAAUCUAGCAAUAUUGCCAGUGGGCGGUAAUGUUUAGCGUGCCCCUUUCCUUAUUAUUAUAAUACAGCAGCAAGCCGACCGACAUGCACAGACAUCACAAAACACCAACGAUUUGUUUGUUUUUAAUAAACUAAUAAGAAGAUUUGGAAGAUUGGAAGUACUCCAGUAAUCCAGGAUGGGGCUCUGUAAACCAGAGACAGUUAUUACAGCAGUGAUUUGAAAUAGUGCAAGUCAGGCAAAUGUGAUGUUGUGGUAAUUUGACAUUUAGAAAGUUAUAACAGCUUCAAAAUGGCUGCCAAACCUAAUGACUGACUGUAUAGACGCCCAUGCAUUCUCAAUGCAGAGAAGUAAAUUGCAAAUUUUAUUAAAAUAUUUGUGACUCUGCAACAUUGGCCCUAUAUAAAUCAGAACAGCUGCCUGAGGCGAAGACAUAUGUAAAUCACAUCACAGCUAUUUAUCAGUACAUUGAUUUUAAAAUAAUAUAACUAAAUGGAAGGCAAAUCACAUUAUUAUUGAUUUUUCCUGAACAAAUGUGAAUAUAGUCCAUAACAUAUAAAAAACAGAGAAAAUAGGAAGCGAAAAAAGAGGGAAAUGCACUCUUAUAGGGGUUAACCCUUACUGGACUACAGCAGUAGUAAGACAAAAGGAGAGAAAAGGUGAGUGCCCUCAAAUUAAAAUGUAACUUUUAAUACUAAAUUCGUUAAAACAGUUAGUACGAUGUAACCAAAAUAAUUAACAAAAAUACAAUAUUCAUAAGCUCGUAAUAAUAGAUGGAAAAUACAAUACUGAAGGAACAAUUGAUUUCCUAAAAAUGAAUACCAGUAAAUUGAUAGAGGAGGUCCUGUUCAAAAGUUUUCAGGAUAAAUCUCCAAAUUAUAUGCAGGAAAACCAAGCAGGUUUUCUUAAGCAUUGAAAUAUGUACAUCAAUAUGGUAACAUAAAAGGAAAGAAAAAGUCCAUAAAGUAGAACUUGCUACAUAGAGUGGUGUAACAAGAUGAGGUUCUGGAGGUCUUGAGUGAUAAAAAAGCCUAGAUAUAUUAGUAGCUUUUAUGUAAAGAUCAUAAUGUUAACCCCAUGGAACCCCAUUCAUAGUGCUUGUUAGAUCCAAACAAAAGGCACUAAAGAGAAUAUAGUGAUAUGAGACAAAUUGUUCUUCACUAUAUGAAUAACUCCUGCAGUGGGAAUAGAGAUCACUGCCAAAUUUGAUAAAGAAUAUGUGCUCAGUGGACCCCCCACUAUAUAGCUGGAGUAGGGCUGAAUAUCGAUAUAUAAACUCUGGAGUCUAAUAACCAUCAAAACAGACGCCAAUACUAUAGUUUGUGAGGGUAUACCGAUAGAGCCCUUUCCCCUGACGCGCGCGUUUCGCCCACAGCUCAUCAGAAGGGAACCGAUGUGUGGGAAAGAAACCGAUAUAAAAGGGUAGAUGUAAGCAUUUGAUUGGUCUAAUUCAAAAUUUGUCAUACCUAGUUAACCAAUAGAACCAGAGUCAGUGAGUGACGUCACUGAAAUUCCCAAGUGAGUCCCAACUGCUGAAGUGUAUUGGUUUUAACCCCUUCCGGACCAUCUCACAAAGAGAAUGAGGUCCAGGGGAGUGAUAUAUAAAUGCCGUUGCCAUUGUCAGUAUGUUUGAUCUUGAAUUAAUGUAACUGGAAUCCCAAGAUAUAUGAGAAAUUUUCUCGUUAUGAAAAAAGGGGGGAGGGAGGGGCUUAGCGAUGGUACCGGAUUCAUGCCGAUACCACAUGCAAAACUAAAGCUCCUGAAUUAGCAAAUCUGUCAAUUUUAGUUAAAGUCAAUGAGUUAAAAAAUAAUACGAAAGGCACAUUCCGAUAUUUAUAAUAGUGAUUGACAGACACCAACAACCUUAACGGGAACAUAAUCUUUCUUGGUUAGAGCAGGAUAUUGCCAAUAAUCAUCGAGAUAAUAAUAAAACAGGGAUAAUACAUAGCCCAAUUCUCAAAAAGAUGCUAAUGAAUGUAAAAAUAUAUAUUUGAACCGAUAUGUUCACUCCAAUAGGGAUUAAUAAUAUUCAUACAGCAAGGAAAACCUUGCUGUUCCCAAUAAUAAUGAUAUUACAGGACACACAUGGUAAAAAAAGGGGGGGGGAAGAAAAAGGGGGGGAGUGAAUAUACAAGAUGUGUAUAAUACUAAAGGUAAGGCAGAGGAUGAGACUGAACUACAAUGUUUUUCGCCAACCAGUUCAAACAAUUGUAUGAUAAUUAACUUUAAAGAGACAGUGCCUAAUCAUAGGUACUGUCCGAUCUGAUUGAAGUAAAGAUUGUUGCAGUAUAAAAGAGUGUGGUCAAAAAUAGUCUCAUUUAAAAAAGUUAGGGUGAGAAAUGUCCUGAGAUUAUUGAUCAUAGAUGUUUAAGACAAAUAAAAGAAAAUCAGUAAUCAUUCAAAGAAGCAAAUAUCCACCAGACUUAACAUUGAACUGAAGCUGCUUAAUUAGGCAACGAAGAAGAACUUAUUAUAAUGUGUUAUUAUUAUAAUUUUAAUGAAUAAAGGGGGUAAAGUUAAAUUCCUCAUUGAGGCCCCCUGGUGUUAAGGUUUGAAAUUCAUAUAUCCAUCUUGAUUCCUUUUGCAGUAAAAUUAAAUUGAAGUUGCCUUUUCUAGAAUUUAAAGUGACCCUUUCUAGGGCUUGGAAUGAUAGACUAGUUGGAUUGCCAUCAUGAAAGUUCCGAACGUGAUUUGCAACAGGGGUACUUAAAUUGAGAUUUUUUACCGAGUUGAUAUGUUGAAGAAUACGUCUCCUAAAUUCCUGAUAAGUUUUGCCAAUGUAUUGCAUACCACAUUGACAAGUAAUGACAUAGAUAAUUCGUGUCGUACUGCAGUUAAUGAAAUGUUUGACUCGGUACUCUUUUUGAGUUUUCUGACAUUUGACCAUUUUGGAAGUUUUGACAAAGGGACAUGCUUUGCAAUGUCCACAUUUGUGGAUGCCAGUUGGGGCACUUAACCAGCAACUUGGUGAUGGUUUAUUUUCCAAGUGGCUAUGGACUAGCAUGUCCUGAAGAUUUUUUGACCUUCGUGCAGUGAUGUUGGGGUACGCAAUAUGUUUAGGAUCCAAGUCCUUAUCAUACUCUAAAAUCGGCCAAUGUUGUGUAAAGAUUUGUUUAAUGGGUUGCCAUUUUUGAUCGAAAGUGCCUAUACAUCUUGUUAACUGGCUGCUAGGCGUAGGUCUAGUAGAUCGAAGACUUAGACUUCUAUCUUGGGCUAUGGUUUUUUGGUAUGCUUUUUUAAGGAUCCGGUUUGGAUAGCCUUUAUUUUUGAAUCGAAUUUUUAGUCUUUUAGCUUCGGCUUGGAAGGCCUCUUCAUUUGAGCAAUUCCUUCGAGCUCUCAGAUACUGGCCGUACGGUAUGCUUGCUUUCAGGCGGUAGGGAUGGAAACUUUGCCAGUGCAGAAGGCUAUUGGAAGCCGUACUUUUCCUAAAUAGUUCCGUAUCUACAGUUCCGUCGGUAUUUAAUAGAAUUCUUAAAUCUAAGAAUUCCAAUUGGGUUUCGUGAAUCACAUAUGUGAGUUUAAGACCAAUAUUAUUCACAUUUAGUUCAUUAACCAUAUCUAUGAACUUUGGGCAAGAACUGGUCCAAAAUAUUAGGAUGUCAUCAAUGUACCUUAGCCACUUGUGAAUAUAUAUAGUCCAUAACAUAGCUCCAUACACAGUUUCAACCUGGAACAUUUUAGAGAAAUAUGUUGAUACAUUUUGCAAAAAAAUGUGUCACAUGGCACCCACAUUUCAUCAAAAACUUGCACUUUAUGCUUGGGUAGCCAUAACUGUCUUUAAAGUGUGUGUAUAUAUAUAUAUAUACCCUUGCAAGAAAAGGUAUGUGAACCCUUUGGAAUGAUAUGGAUUUCUGCACAAAUUGGUCAUAAAAUGUGAUCUGAUCAUCAUCUAAGUCACAACAAUAGACAAUCACAGUCUGCUUAAACUAAUAACACACAAAGAAUGAAAUGUUGCCAUGUUUUUAUUGAACGGGAUUUUGUAGGUCCCUAUACUAUAGAGUGUACAGCUCCAGUAGAGCUUGCGCCUACCUAGCACUCGGUAAAACACAUAAACAAAAGAGAGAAGCAACAUAUGCACCAAUAAAAGAUAUAUAUGUGAGGCAUUAAACAGUAGUAUGAACGACAUGUAAUGUAACAACUGCUACGGGUGUAAAGCAAGGCUCCACCCAUGCAAAUUCCAUCCAUAGUCACGGCACCCUAAUUUGUGAUCCGCCGGCACCUCGUAAUGAAUGUAGUGGUAGCAGCAGAAUCCCAGGAAUCCAGUGAGGAUCUUGUACUUGGAGUUGUGGCAGGGUCUGUUGAAACCAGACUUGUCAGGAAAGCGGAGAUGUCCUCCUUGGAAGAUAACACCUAUCUAGUCCCAUCAUGAGUCACCUCUAGAAAGCCAACUGCCCCCCAUCUGUAUGCCAGACCCACCGUACAUAGUUGCAUAGUGACUGCUUGUGCCACAUGAGAGUUGCUCUGGUGAGAAGCUGGGAGAAAGUGAAGAGUUCUCGAACGUUAGAGGAGUUUUGCCUUUCAGAGCAGACAUAAUGUUGAUCUUAUGUUGGACUGUAAUAUGGCGAAGAAUCACACCUCGGCCUGCGGUGACCUGGCAGUCGGUACACCCCACCAAUGGUCAAUUUCUUCACCACUGCAUGGGGUAAUGUCGUCUAAUGUGUCAGCGUCUUUGCGGGUCUUCAAGGCCAACAUUUUGUGUGACAUUAUGCUGACUGAUGCUUCUUUUGCACAGUAUAAGCCAAUGAGGCAAGGUGUCUCUGUACAGUCACAAUAUCAUCUUCAGCUGCCCCCACUCCAUAACCCCUUUUACCUCCAUUUUAAUUAAGUUGGUGUCCGCCGCUUGUGUAUGUCCACAAGAAGAACCUUCAGGUCAUGUCUAGUGGUCGGGGUCGAGUCAUUGGCAAGCUCACCCGAUAUCGUCAGAAGCGUUCAGGACUCGACCGUUAUUACUAGCCACUGUGGGACCAGAGUUGGAAUGACCUGUGAUUCCUUUGCUGGAGCGGGUUCAUGGUCCCAAUGCCAACUGCAGUGUUGUGGAUUUUUUGGGACCUGUGUCCCAUAGUGGGCAUACCUGCCAGUAGUGCAGGCGGUGGGCGGAAUGUAGUGAGUCCGUUCACAGAACCACCACUCAGAAACUCCUCAAAGCCUGGGAACCGUGUCUUGAGGUAGGCCCCGGAUUUGUGAGUCCACUUGGGCUGUUUUUGCAAAUAGGUGAAAGGGAUCUUGAUGCAGCUUGUCCUGCUGAUUCAGGAGAGAUAGUUUGUGGACCCAGAUUGACAACAGAGAUGUUGAUAUUAGUAGGAUUGUGAAAGUUUGUAGAGGAGCUGGUGGAAAUAGUGUUGUAACGGACCGUUUUGCACACAAGGGGUAAAAACCGUUUAGGCGAUCGUCCCCCUUUCCAGAGAUGCAGGCACAGCUAUUGUAGAACACCAAACACACGAACCGCCAAUAAGUGAAUGCUCCAAACUCCCGAACAGCAUCCAAUAUAGCACUCCAAACACACGAACAGGAACCAUACGAAUCGCUGCUAGCAGACGAAUAGGAAAAGCAUCCAAGCGGCUUACACUCCUAGCAAUCAGUCUCUAUCAGCAUUCAGUAAAUCCCCCCAAAGACGAGACAAGGCUCCGUGUUGAGGGUCAAGCAGUGGUCUGUUUAAUGAGGGCUACCUGCCCAGUAUUUAUGCAGGUCUCCCACCUGGUGGACACUCCCCUAGGGGACCAAAUGGGAGACUGUGACAAAAGACAGACAAGUAGACAAAUAGGACACACAGUCACAUUAUAUUCCCACAAUGCAUCCUGGCUUCCUCCCCUCUGCCUUGGAGAUAAUUGAGAAGUAAUUCAAUUAUCUCCCAAGACAAAGGCAAAUCGCCAUUAUGCACGUGGGGAUACUAACACACGAAUUACUAUUAAAAUACACUAUGUGAGACACAUAACAUUAAAAGCAUACAUUUAACAUAUCCCCAGAUAGCUCAGGUCUGAGCGCACAUUAUUAAGCGAAUGGCGCUCAGACCACACGAAUACAGUUUAAUCGCCAUGGAGCUAAAGUCUUUACACAGUCAGUUUCAUGUGAAUGGGCUCCAUGAGAUUCCUAUCUGGGGUAUAACACAUUCAAGCAAAACUACCGAACACCGGGCCGUUCGUGCACUUUCACCAAACAAGAAGGGAGGUCGGCGGCUUCAGCAGUGUUUGCGCAAAACUGUGUCCGAUUUCAGUUCCAUGAAUUAAGUGUCGAACACCGCUGUGCGUUCGCAUGUUUAAAAUGGCCGCGACCUCGUGUUCGUGAUACAAAUGGCGGCCACCCAGCAUAUGUCAAUUAAGCUGCGGUUAACCGCAACUUCAGGGAGGCUAAUUGCCAGCACACUCCAGCUCCCAGGUGGUCCAGUCAUUCGUGCGGUUGUUCGGUAGACUGAAUCUACCGAACACCAGGCAGAAAAGCAUGAAUAAGUCUUUUCUGCAGGGAAAAACAAUGUCUUUUAACAUGGGGCCAUAGUCCAAAGGCAGCAGGCGAGCAACCGGGCUUCUCAAAUGCAAUGUGGCGAGAUUGGUCUUGUGACGGACCGCUGGCACUCCGACUGAGUACCUCCGCCAAUCGAUGCUCCUAGUGCUCGCUGAGGACUCCAAGCACUCCAACCGACACCAUCAGCACUGCAGACCCCACUUCCAGCGAUGCAACUGCGCCGGGGUCUCUGCUGUCUCCACCCACCCUGGACCCAAGGCCAGGAUCCAGCUUCCAGUGAGUGAACCUCUCUUUCCCCAGAGAGCAGGAACAGGAACAGCUCUUAACAGAACUUAGUGAUCAUACCCUGGGGAGUAUAGUGAUUAUAGCAAUCCCCAGAGUGUAUUUCUCCAAUCCCCCAAACAUGAGCCAAGGCUUAAUGCUGGAACAAGACUGAUUUACUGGCACACAGAACUCACAAUUUAUGCAACACAAAACUCCUCCUCUGGGCCAGGCUAGAUAAUUGAGUUUCUACAAUACACAAAGGUCAAUUAUCUGCUGGCCAUAAAUAAUAAUAAUACAGUUUUUACAGCAUUCAUAACUUCUAAAAUAUACAUCACAUUCACUCCUAUCAUACUGAAUUAAACGGGCCAAAUCUCCCAGGGUCCAUAGUCACAGGGCAAGAGGCAGGCAAGCAGUCCUCUCCAGGCACAAGUGGUGAAGGGCACUUCGUCACAGGUCUCGUCACAAGUGUUUAGUAAGGAUGGUGGACAAGCUUCACCAACCUUUAAGGUAUAUGUUUACCCUCUCAAAGCUGCACAUGGGGUAAGGUUACAACAAUUGAAAAAAAAAAACUACUACAUUUUAAUCCUUCUCACCAAAGUCUCGUGGCCAUAUUAUUAACAAACACACCACAACCCAAGGUGGAGGGCUACAGUAGUGGAAAAAUCUUCACGUUCUUCCUAAUUAAUAAAGUGUCAUGUAGACAUGGAUUUUAUUUUUUAUUUUCCUUUUAUUUAUUUAUAAAACAAAUGUACCACUUGCCCGCUGAAAAGAUUAACCAAUGUAUAUCCAUGUCCACAUAUGAUCUAGGAACUUCUUGUACUAGAAUUUGACAUGAGGCUGGAGCUUUAAAUUAUACAUUCAAUAUAGGGACAGAAUGUGUGAUGACAAAUUACAAUUUUAAAAGACAGAAAAUAUUUUAGAUUAGUUGUGACGGUCCGCUGGCACUCCGACCGAGUACCUCCACCAAUCGAUGCUCCUAGUGCUUACCGAGGACUCCAAGCACUCCACCAGACACCAUAAGCACUGCAGAUCCCACUUCCAGCAAUGCAGCUGCAACGGGGUCUCGCAGUCCUCCACCCACCCUGGACCCAAGACCAGGAUCCAGCUUCCAGUGGGUAGACCUCUCCUAUUUCAGAGAGCGUAGCAGGAACCAGCUCUUACAAGAGCUUAUACUCAGGGGAGUAUUGUGAUUAUAGCAAUCCCCAAGAGUGUAGUUAUCCCAUCCCCAAAACAUGAGACAAGACUUCAUGAAGGGGUAAAGCAGGUCUGUUUAAUGCAAGCAAGCAUUCACAAUUUAUACAACCCCUGGACCUGAUGGAACACAGAUACACAAGGGACAUAAACCAAUCAAAACAGUCAUUAACAAUAAGACACUCCCACAUACAGUGAACAAGCCCUCCCCUCUGCCUGGUAAAUAAUUAAAGCAGCUAAUAGAAUAACCUAAUUAUCCACAGGCAGAAAAACACACAUUUUCCCUAAAGUACAGAAAACACCCAGAAACACAACAUAUCCCCAAAAUAUUACAUUCCUGGAUAGCCCUGAUCUGGGUAAACAACAUAUCCAAAAAUCACACAGAUCAGAGCAGGUGUUCAGGAAAUUCCUGGAAGUCACAUUUGACCGACCGCAUGCACAUUUUCAUGACCAAAACAGUUUAAUAGAAAUAGGCUGUGCGACCGGUCUAUCUUCAAUGCUAAGUUCAGUUCAAAUAGACAAACAGGAACCUUUCGUGCAAACAGGCAAUGUUUAAGUGCUGUUGGAAUUGUCAAACGGCGUUCGACUCCAGUUGAAGGGUUGAAGUCCAGAGAAGGUAAAGUUUCCGAUUUGAGUUCCAUGAACUUGACGACAAAACACAGCUGAACUCGUUCGACUGAAUUAAAAUGGCCGCCGCCACGUGUUCGAAUAUCAAAGGCGUUUGUUACAUGUGAGCUUACAGAGGAAAAGGUCCUAUUUCAACUGUCAAAGGUCAGUGGGACCUGAUGGAAUACACUCAAAGUUAUUAAAAGAGCUUAGUGGUGUACUAGCAAAACCAUUAACAUAUUUAUUUAACCAAUCAUUGUUAACAGGAGUAGUCCCAGAAGAUUGGAAGUUAGCAAAUGUUGAGCCCAUUUACAAGAAAGGUAAUAGGGAGGAGUCGGGCAACUAUAGGCCGGUAAGCCUUACUUCAGUAGUGGGGAAAUUGAUGGAAACCAUGUUAAAGGAUAGGAUUGAUGAACAUCUAAAAACGCAUGGAUUUCAAGAUCAGAGACAACAUGGGUUUACUUCAGGGAGAUCAUGCCAAACUAAUCUUAUUGAUUUUUUUGAUUGGGUAACUAAAAUUAUAGAUCAGGGUGGUACAGUAGACAUUGCUUACCUAGAUUUCAGUAAGGCUUUUGACACUGUUGCACAUAGAAGGCGUAUCAACAAACUGCAAUCUUUAAAGGAACCAUAGUCACCAAAACAGUUUUAACUUAAUAAUGCAGUUUUGGUGUAUAGAUCAUUCCCCUGUAGUCAAUCCUCUGCCAUUUAGGUUACAUCGCUUUGUUUAUUCAGCCCUAGUCACACCUCCCUGCAUGUAACAUGGACUUCCAAAAUACUUCCUGUAAAGAGUCAUCUCAUGUUUACACUUCCUUUAUUGAAAAUUCUAUUUAAUUUAUACUUUCUUAUCUCCUGCUCUGUCAAUAGCUUGCUAGACCUUGUAGAAGUCUCCUGUAUGUAUCUAGAGUACAAUUUAAAGAGCAGGAGAUAAAAACUUUCAGUAAGUAAGUUACAGCUGAUUGAAAGUGCAACCAAUUUUUUUUUAAUGGAGGCUGUGUGAGUCAAAGCCAGGAAGUGUGGCUAGGACUGCAUAAACAGAAACCAAAGUGAUUUUACUCCUAAAGGCAGAGAAUUGUGCAGUGAGACUGCAGGGGCAUAAUCUAUACACUAUAAAUGUUUCAUUAAGAUAAAGGUGACUAUAGCGUCCCUUUAGGUUUGGAUUCCAAUAUUGUUGAAUGGGUAAGGCAGUUGCUGAGUGACAGGCAACAGAGGGUUGUAGUUAAUGGAAUAUAUUCGAAGCUCGGGCUUGUCACCAGUGGGGAACCUCAUCGAUCUGGACUUGGACCCAUUCUCUUUAAUAUUUUUAUUAAUGAUAUUAUAGAAGGUCUUGAUGGUAAGGCAAAUGUUUUUGCCGAUGAUACUAAGAUGAUACUAAGAUAUUUAACAGGGUUGAUGUUCCAGGAGUGAUAAGCCAAAUGGCAAAUGAUUUAGGUAAACUAGAUAAAUGGGCAGAGUUGUGGCAACUGACAUUUAAUGUGGAUAAGUGCAUCUUGGAUGUAAAAACCCAACGGCAGAACAAAGGUAUUAGCAGCAGAAAGAGGGAAGAGCUCAUGCCAUUGUACAGAACACUGAUGAGACUUACUUGGAGUAAUGUACGCAGUACUGGAGACCGCAUCUCCAGAAUCAUAUUGAUAAUUUGGAGAGAGUUCACAGAAGAGCUACUAAACUGGUUCAUGGAUUGCGGGAUAAAACUUACCAGGAAAGGUUAAAGGAUCUUAACAUGUAUAGCUUGGAGGAAAGACGAGACAGGGGGGAUAUGAUAGAAACAUUUAAAUAUAUAAAGGGAAUCAACACAGUAAAGGAGGAGACUAUAUUUAAAAGAAGAAAAACUACCACAACAAGAGGACAUAGUCUUAAAUUAGAGGGACAAAGGUUUAAAAAUAAUAUCAGGAAGUAUUACUUUACUGAGAGGGUAGUGGAUGCAUGGAAUAGCCUUCCAGCUGAAGUGGUAGAGGUUAACACAGUAAAGGAGUUUAAGCAUGCGUGGGAUAGGCAUAAGGCUAUCCUAACUAUAAGAUAAGGCCAGGGACUAAUGAAAGUAUUUAGAAAAUUGGGCAGACUAGAUGGGCCAAAUGGUUCUUAUCUGCCGUCACAUUCUAUGUUUCUAUGUUUAACUAGAUUUACAGACAAAAAAUACAUUUGGGGCUUCUAUUUUGUUUGAAAACAUACAGAGCCCAGUAAAUCAAUUGGUAAAAUUGCUAAAUUUUAAAAAAAAAACUAUAACUUUUCAAAACUCUACAUGUGAUUUAUUGCUGUAGUUGCUGCAGAGAUCUGGGUUUUUGUAGUGAAAGACUCACAAGGUCUGCGUUUAGCCCCACAAAAAAUACAUAUGUGCAAAAUACACAAAUACAAACAGCAGAUUUUAAUUAAAUACAAACAGCAGAUUUUAAUUAAAUACAAACAGCAGUUUUGGCAAAGGCUGGUGAGAAAAUGUAUGAAGAUACUCUUAGGGAGUCUACUGUCUACAAAUAUAGAGCAGUUUUAAAUGAUGUGACUGCUAUUCAAAUUAGAACAAUAAGCAUACCAAAUUUAAAGAGACACUAUAGACACACCAAACCAACUUUAGCUUAAUGAAGCAGUUAUAGUGUGUAAAUCAUGCCCCUGUAGUGUCUCUGCUCAAUUCUGUGCCAUUUAGGAGUUAAAUAAUUUUUGUUUCUGCUUACGCAGUUCAAGCCACACCUCCCCUGGCAGUGAUUCAUACAGCCUGCAUGAAAAAAAUGGUUUACUUUCAAUCAGAUGUUAACUUACUUUAACCAUUUUGAUCCCCUGCUCUGUAAAUUGAACUUUAAUCACUCACAGGAGACUCCUGCAGGGUUAGCAAGCUAUCAACAAAGCAGAACACAAGAAAUUCUAAAUUAAACAGAAUUUGUUAUAAAGGAUGGAUAAACUUUAGAUGAUUUUUAACAGGAAGUGUGUAGGAAAGGCUGUGCAAGUCACAUGCAGGGAGGUGUAACUAGGGUUCAUAAACAAAGUGAUUUAACUCCUAAAUGGCAUAGAACUGAGCAGUGAGACUGUAGGGGCAUGAUCUAUACACCAAAACUGCUUCAUUAAGCUAAAGUUGUUUUGGUGACUAUAGUGUCCCUAAUGAUUUAGCUUUAGAACUUGAUUCACUUGUUGGAAUAUUUGUCCUGUAAUUUCCAAAAUAAAUGUAAAUCCUAAACAUAAGAGGUAUUUUAACAAUCAAGACUGAUAAGUGAAUCUUUUUGAGUUUUCAAGGUUACACAUUUACAAUUAUUAUACACAAUUCUAUGAAAAAUGUGUUGUCUCCCCCACCCCCAUUUUUCAUAAGCUACAUUUUUUUUUAUUAUCACUAAAUAUUUAUUUAUUCACUUUUGUUAGCAUAUUUAUGGGGAUUAAUUAUUAUUAAUUAAUUUUCAUGAAUUAAAAAUAAUGUUUAUAAAACUCAUUAAAAUUAAAAUUCUUUAUUAAAAUAUCAGGGGUUGAUAUUUUAUUGGUGUGAAUUCCCAGCUAUUCAUUUAAAAGCGAAGAGUUCCCACUAUUUAACUCUUACAUCUAGAGCACGUUGUUUGAAUUUAAUAUUUCAUUAAUAUCACAACUUUUUAUAAAAUUAUAUUUAUUUUCGUCAAUAAGUAUAAAUAUACGUGGUAAUUAGUGAAUAGUUUUUCAAUAAUAUUGAACAAGAUACGGCAUAGUACCGUAUCACAAUCUCAGUAACAAUGUCAAUCUCAAUCAACAAAUAGUAUGUUACUAUUUGUCAAAUUAUAAGGAACCAUUUCUCAGGAUCUUAAAAUACAAUCUUAGCUUUUUACAAUUUCUUAGUACAAUUUACAAACACAUGUGGAUUGUUUGUGUGACAAAAUGCCUUUUGUCAAUGGAUUUUUAUAUGACCAACUGCCCUUUGCCCCUGGCUGUUGGAGGAGCCUGAUUGCCAGCCUCCUCUCUCAUGACUAUGGCCCUGGGGUGUAUUGCCAUUUAAAAAGAUUAUUUGGGGCUUAUUGGCUUCUAAAAGACUGUUUCUGCCCAUUUGAAUCCAUGGGAAUAUGUGUCUCUUCCCCUCCCCCGUUUCCUGUCUAUUGUUCCAGCAGGGCGUUGUCCCAGGCACAGUGACAGACCAGUUGGAACUUGCUGUUUUGCCCCUCCUCGGUCUCUCAUCAGCUCUUGCUAUGUUUUAACCCCAUGGCGAUUUGACUGUGUUUGUGGGAUCUGAGUGCUGUUCAGAUAUAGUGAGCGCUCAGAUCCAAGCUAUUUGGGGAUAGGUUGAAUGUGGGGGUUAUGUUAAGUAUAAUAGGAAUUAUGUAUUUUUAUGUGUUUUUACUGUUGUUGUGAAUAGAGCUAUUUUCUGUAUGCUGGAGGUAAUUGGCUUACCACACCCAACCCAUGCUUGCAGAUGGUCACAAAGGGACUUUCAACUAACCUUUGACCCACUGGACCAAUUUGUAUGGUUUUGACGUAUGUUUGUAUUUGGAGUAUGUUGAUUCUGAAAAUGUAAGUUUUAUGUGAAUGUGAUGUAUACUUUUAGAGUUAUGAAUAUUGUGUAAAACUGUGUAUUUUCCUGCCUGUGAUAAUUAAGUUAGACCAAAAAAUGGGUCGCAAGAGUAUUCUGAGAACGGACAGCAGCUGAAAUAGCCUGCCCUUCGGUGGGUCCCCGCUCAGAACUCAAGCUUGUUUUAGCUCAUCUUGUGCCAUUACAGAGAGAACAUAUCUGAAGCAUAUCAGACUGGUCCCACCCAUACAGGCAGUCCAGAUCCGAAAUGCCAGCAAGUUCUCUCUGCACGAGAGAUACAGCAAAGUCAGACGAUCGUUUCAGCCUUGUUAGGCAUCAUCGGUGAGGCAUAGUUGAUAUCUCUCUAGGCACCGUGAGCAAGGGGUCCACGUCUGGAUUACCCUUUAAACUUAUGGAGAGCAAAAAACGGGUCACAAGAGUAUUCUGAGAACGGACAGCAGCUGAAAUAGCCUGCCCUUCGGUCGGUCCCCACUCAGAACUCAAGCUUGUUUUAGCUCAUCUUGUGCCAUUACAGAGAGAACAUAUUUGAAGCAUAUCAGACUGGUCCCACCCAUACGGGCAGUCCAGAUCCGAAAUGCCAGCAAGUUCUCUCUGCACAAGAGAUACAGCAACCCAAGACAAUCAUUUCAGCCUUGUUAGGCAUCAUCAGUGAGGCAUAGCUGAUAUCUCUCUAGGCACCAUGAGCAAGGGGUCCACGUCUGGAUUACCAUUUAUACUUAUGGAGAGCACAAAACGGGUCGCAAGAGUAUUCUGAGACCAUUGUGUUCAGUAAUUAUAUCACAGGCAGAGGGGAGGACUUUGUGUGGGAGCGUCGGAGUGUAUUGUAUGUAUUGAUUGGUUGUUCUGCAAAACCCUGUGGGCAGUACUAUGUUUGUAGAAUGUGAAUAAAAGAGGCUGAAUGUGCCAGUACAGUCAGUUCUACUUCAUCUACUUCAAUUUGGAGUGCCGUCUCUUAUUAGGGGAAUUUGCUACGCUCUGCAUACUCUCUUGCUAUAUUCACUGCUAAGCUCUUAUAAGAGCUUGUUCCUGUCUUGCGCUCUGAAGGAGUCCACGGUGGUUAUGGUGUCGGCUGGAGUGCUUGGAGCCUUCAGGAAGCGCUAGGAGCAUCCUUCAACGGAGGUACCCAGUCGGGGUGCCAGGUGAUCCGUUACAUUAGUGGCAGCGGUGGGAUGCUUGGAGACCUCAGAAAGCACUAGGAGCAUCUGUCAGCGGAAGGUACCCGGUCGGGGGGUGCCAGCGGUUCCGUUACAGUUUUCUUAUUUUAAACACCAUUCAUUAGACUUAGCUGGACAGAGUUCGUUAUUUAAUCAGGUGAUCUAUACACAAAGUUCCAUGGCAAUGUUUUACCAGCAAGCACAGAAUUUUAACCAGCUCAGUGCUGUUUCAGAGUAAUCAUGAUCAAUUAAUUCAUCCAGUAACUAAAUUCUUGCAGGUUUAGUUUAAACAGUUCUUAUCUGAUAAAUAUUUCCUAGAUUGUUAUAGGAUUAAUAUUCCUGGGUAACUCUUGAUAUUCCAUUUUUUUUGUAUUUCAUGAUUUUGAUUAAUAUUCCAGUCGGCAGUUUGAGAUAUUAAUCUUUAUCAUGAGCUAUCAUGAAAUCCAAUCCGGUGGAUUUCGUAUCAGCUUUUAUCCAGAAAAUAUUAGCUAUUAGUUAUGCAAUUUUAUAAUUAGUAUAAUUGGCUUAUAUUUACUGAUAGAUGUUCUGGAUGUUAUUUUUAAGAUUGUUUCAAGAUGUCUUCUUGUCCGUCUCUUGUCUUGUGUCCUAUCUCCUUUCUCCUUCUGUGUAUAUCUCUGUCUCCGUUUAUGUGUGUUUUUCUGGGUGUGUAUAUAAUGGGGUUAUAUGUCAUUCCUUAUAUGUUAACCUGCUGACCUGGUCCAAUGACGUUUUGGGGCAAGUCAUUAUGUUAAUGGCUGUUGACAUUAUUUUGAUAUAUAUUUCUAUGUCUCAAACAGUAGGUGGAGCUGGUGGUUUAUGUCAGGAGUAUUACCAGCUAUUAUUAUAUAGGGUUAAACUUUGUUCAGGACAAUUUAGGAAUGUUUAAUUACAAGAUGCUUUGGUCAACGUUUCUUCUUUUCUUUCUAUGUGGACUUUAGUCUCACACCAAUAAACCAAUGUGUCCUUGCUCACCUAAGCGUUAUGACAAUUUCAGGAUAUUUACAUUUUUAUAUGUAUAUCAUUUCUAUAUAUGUAAAUUGCUAACUUGGGCUAUAUCACACUAUAUUUCUAUCUUUAUAUAUAAUUAAACAUAAUUUAUAUACAUCAUAGCGAUAUAUGUAUGUUUGCUGAACACGUACUUUUAAUUAACACUUACUUGUCACAUACUUGUCUUAUCUGUGUUCUUAUCUUUUAUUGAAACAGAUGUAUUUACUCACUAUCUGGCUCUUUUAGCUUACAGGGUCAUAUUUUAAGAAAAAAUAUCUUGUUUCUUCAUUUUAGCACCUAAUAGAAACAUAGAAACAUAGAAUGAGACGGCAGAUAAGAACCAUUCGGCCCAUCUAGUCUGCCCAAUUUUCUAAAUACUUUCAUUAGUCCCUGGCCUUAUCUUAUAGUUAGGAUAGCCUUAUGCCUAUCCCACGCAUGCUUAAACUCCUUUACUGUGUUAACCUCUACCACUUCAGCUGGAAGGCUAUUCCAUGCAUCCACUACCCUCUCAGUAAAGUAAUACUUCCUGAUAUUAUUUUUAAACCUUUGUCCCUCUAAUUUAAGACUAUGUCCUCUUGUUGUGGUAGUUUCUCUUCUUUUAAAUAUAGUCUCCUCCUUUACUGUGUUGAUUCCCUUUAUAUAUUUAAAUGUUUCUAUCAUAUCCCCCCUGUCUCGUCUUUCCUCCAAGCUAUACAUGUCAAGAUCCUUUAACCUUUCCUGGUUAGUUUUAUCCCGCAAUCCAUGAACCAGUUUAGUAACCCUUCUCCGAACCCUCUCUAAUAGCAUUUUUGCUAUUAUGCAUGUAUUAUUUCUAUCACACACGAUAUACGUAUUUCCUUCCUACAUAAUAUCUCUGACAUUUUCAAUUGCUUUAUUCUGAACCCUCUUGUCUUUGUUGCAGACUGGUGCAAUCUCUUGGCUCCCAAUAACACCCGGGAGUUCUAUUUUCGAUAUGGAAAUGGUACAAAUUAUACCUGUGUUACUUACUGCACCAUGGGCGUACCAGGCAGAUUAAACUGCAACUAUGGGGAGUGUCAUGUGUUAGCCAAAUCAGGACCACGAUGCUUGUAAGUAGCUCAUUUUUGUAACUGAUCUUCACAUAGAAACAUAAAAUGUGACGGCAGAUAAGAGCCAUUUGGCCCAUUUAGUCUGCCCAAUUUUCUAAAUACUUUCAUUAGUCCCUGGCCUUAUCUUAUAGCUAGGAUAACCUUAUGCCUAUCCCACGCAUGCCUAUUCCAUGUAAAGUAAUACUUCCUGAUAUUAUUUUUAAACCUUUGCCCCUCUAAUUUAAGACUAUGUCCUCUUGUUGUGGUAGUUUUUCUUCUUUUAAAUAUAGUCUCCUCCUUUACUGUGUUGAUUCCCUUUAUGUACUUAAAUGUUUCUAUCAUAUCCCCCUGUCUCGCCUUUCCUCCAAGCUAUUCAUGUUAAGUUCCUUUAACCUUUCCUUUUAAGUUUUAUCCCGCAAUCCAUGAACCAGUUUAGUAGCCCUUCUCUGAACUCUCUCUAAAGUAUCAAUAUCCUUCUGAAGAUACGGUCUCCAGUACUGCGUACAAUACUCCAAGUGAGGUCUCACCAGUGUUCUGCACAAUGGCUUGAGUACUUCCCUCUUUCUACUGCUAAUACCUAUAUCUAGACAACCAAGCAUUCUGCUAGCAUUUCCUGCUGCUGUAUUACAUUGCCUGCAUACCUUUAAGUCAUCCAAAAUAAUCACCCCUAAAUCCCUUUCCUCAGAUAUUGAGGUUAGGACUCUAACAUAAUGCUGCUCCCACCUAUCUAUCCUCCCUUAUACACAAGUAUGUCCCGUCUAGGCCCUUACGAUCUACUGAAGACUUAUGUCUCUCCUCUGUCCGUACUCCCACCUCUGAUGCUCGCCUUUAAGAUUUCUCAAGGGCUGCACCAUUCCUGUGGAACUCGCUUCCCUCUUCCGUUAGAUGCUCACCCAGUCUCCACUAAUUCAAAAAAUCGUUAAAAACCCACUUCUUCUUAAAAGCGUAUCAAUUAAACUGUUAAUAGCUCCUGACUGAUUGCUCUUCUGCAACUGUCAUUAGUCUAAUACUAUCCUUACCUUUUUGUUUCAUUUUACCCCACUCCCUCUAGCAUGUAAGCUCAUUGAGCAGGGCCCUUAACCCCUCUGUUCCUGUGUGUCCAACUUGUCUGGUUACAACUACAUGUCUGUUCGUCCACCCACUGUAAAGCGCUGCGGAAUUUGAUGGCGCUCUAUAAAUAUCAUAAUAAUAAUAAUAAUAAUAAUAAUAAUAAUAUCAAAUAUUUUGUACUUUGCCCUUGGGUUUUUACUUGCACUUAUCCACAUUAAAUGUCAGCUGCCACAACUCUGACCAUUUUUCUAGUUUACCUAAAUUAUUUGCCAUUUGGCUUAUCCCUCCUGGAACAUCAACCCUGUUAACCCUUCUGCAAUUUUACUAAUAAAAUAUUAAAGAGAAUGGGUCCAAGUACAGAUCCCUGAGGUACCCCACUGGUGACAAGUCCAAGCUUCGAAUAUAUUCCAUUAACUACAACCCUCUGUUGCCUGUCACUCAGCCACUGCCUUACCCAUUCAACAAUAUUGGAAUCCAAACUUAAAGAUUGCAGUUUAUUGAUAAGCCUUCCAAGUUACAACAGUGUCAAAAGCCUUACUGAAAUCUAACAAUGAUUGGUUAAAUAAAUCUGUUAAUGGUUUUGUUAGUACACCACUAAGCUCUUUUAAUAGCUUUGGGUGUAUUCCAUCAGGUCCCAUUAACUUAUUUGUGUUUAUUUUUGACAGUAGAAAUAGAACCUCUUCCGACUGUAAACUCACAUGUAACAAAUGACUAAUUUGUUCUUUUUCCUAACUGAGGUCCCUUUCCUUCAUUUUCAUCUGUAAAUACAAAAAUAUUAAUUGAGGUAGUCAGCUUGACCUUUAUCCUCUUCUACAUACCUUCCUUCUUUUGUUUUUAAUCUAACUAAUCCUUGUUUUACUUUUCUUGUCUCAUUUAUGUAUCUAAAAAAUGUUUUGUCCCCCUUUUUUACUGACUGUGCUAUUUUCUUUUCUGUGUGUGAUUUGGAAGCUCUUAUAACUUGCUUAGCCUCUUUCUGCCUAAUCUUAUAGAUCUGUCUAUCUUCCUCACUCUGCGGUUUUUUAUAAUUACUAAUUGCUAACUUUUUGUUUUUUUCUAUUUUGGUCACAUCUGCGGAGUACCACUGUGGUUUCUUGAAUUUUUUGCUUUUACUGAUAAGCCUAAUGCAUUUUUCUGUUGCUUUCAGCAGUGCAACUUUUAAAUAAUCCCAUUUCUCUUUGACUCCAUUUAAAUUGCUCCAGUCUGAUAAUGACUCCUUUACACAUAUUCUAAUUUUAGAAAAGUCUGUUUUUCUUAAGUCUAAAACUUUUUGUGUUUUUGUGUGGUGUGACUCAGUCACUGUUCUUAUAUUAAACCACACUGACUGAUAAUCACUGGAUCCUAAACUUUCACCUACAGUAAUAUCUGAUACCAAAUCUCCAUUUGUUAACACUAAAUCUAGUAUGGCCUCCUUAUGAGUUGGCUCCUCAACAACUUGUUUUAGAGACAAUCCCAUUAGGUAGUUUAGAAUAUGUGUGCUCCAGGCAGAAGCAGCUAUUUUGGUCUUCCAAUUCACAUCAGGAAAAUUAAAGUCACCCAUGAUGAUAACUUCCCCCUUCAUUGUCUUUUUAGCUAUUUCCUCAACUAGUAGAUUAUCUAACUCUUCUAUUUGUCCUGGGGGCCUAUAAAUCACACCUACACAAGUUACUGUGCGAUUACCAAAUUCUAACAUAGCCCAAACGGACUCUAUGUUCGCCUCACUAACUUUUAUUAGGCUAUCCAUUCACACGUGUUGGUACAAUCUGCGCUCCCAGCAGCCAAUCAAAGUUGGUAUUUCCUCGGUUGUGCUGUUUUGUGUCAGUAUUUAACUGUGCUGAAAAGGGUAAGAAGGUAUGAAAACUGCCUUAGAAUCAGAAAUACUAUUGGUAGUGUAUUACGCUACGAUGAUGGUAUAGAAUAUUAUUGUUGGUUUAAGUUGUAAUUAUAUAGACACUUAUAAUUAACCCUUUCUGGCUGGAUCUGUUUUUGUUUUUGGAAAAAUAAAAUUCUUCACAGUUACAGGUUAGAGAGCAAGACUGUAUAUGCACAGAAGUAUUUAUUUUAGAAAUAUAAAUAUUAUAUUGUAUCAGUGUGAUGGGUACAGAUUAUACCCUGGCACCAUAGUAUGUCCUAGGCAGAAGGUCUGGACAUUUAUCAGUAUAGUAUUUAAAGGUUGGCGAGUUUGUUGCAGUACAUUUUCUAUGGAGGACUGUGUAUUCUGGAUUAGACAAAAUAAAUCACAGAGCUGUUCAUUUCCUGAACAUAUGGAAAAUGUUUUUAGUGAUCACCCAAUUUAAGGGGGACAAAGUAAUGGAGAAGCCAUGAUGUCCAUGAGGUGUAUUAUGAGGUGUAUUUUCAACCCCUCACGUGUCACACAUGGGGGGAAGUUCGUACCAUUGAGUAAAUAAAUGUCUAAACAUGCCACAUUCCAAGUACCAUGUUCUUAACCCUUACUACACUGCCAUAGGAGUAGAGAGAUAGGUGGGAACAUGUCCUUUCUUAUUAACAAGGUGUCAUGUACACCCUAGUUUUCGUUCUCUUUUUGACCACCUACAAAAUGGAUUUAAAUGAAAGAUUUCUACUAUUUUCCAAACAAGAAAUAGACACACACAUCUCUUAGUGCGAGUCCAAUGGCAAUUGUUUACAGUCAGUUUGGAAAACUAGAGGAAGAAGUGUCAGCAGAGGGGUGUGUUUUAGGGGAUCUAAGUGCGAAUGUCCUUCAUGAUGACAGACUGCCCACCACAGAAGCCAAAGAGGACUGCCCAUCUGAAGAAUGCAGGCUGAAAUGACAUGGAAUUUCUGCCCAAUUAAACAUAGGAGCAGUUAUAUUUGCAGCUAUAUAUGCUCUAGUGUCCCCAGAAGAGGGAUGGUGAGGGAUGGUGAGGACAGUAAGACAGGGGUCACAAAAUCAAUACUGCCCAACUAAAUCACAGUGGGAUGUACAUUUAUGUUGAAUAACCACUUAGUUAGAGAAUAUCAUUUUUACAUCUUCAUGACUUGUCUCUCUAGGAUCUAGGGUCAGCCAUGUUGUGGUAAAAAUGGUGAGAUAGUACGUUGGUGGAGGACACUCCAUUUUCAGGUAUCAACGUUCACAGGCAAAAAAAAUUACAGGUAUCAAGAACCAAGCAAAGUAACAUUUUGUUUCCACCUACAGAUGUCCGGACACCAAUGAGUUCUGGUACUCGGGGGAGAGCUGUGACUCCAGGAUUAGCAGACCUGGAGUGAUUGGGGGAGUCACAGCCGCUAUCGUUAUCUUAAUCCUUAUAGCAAUCAUAACAAUCAUUCUGUGUCGCAGACGGAAAAGUAAAGGAAACCAGGAAUUAUUAACAAAGUACGUUUUUAUUACAAAACUUUUCUCUCUCCAACAUGUCAAAUCCUACAUUACCUGUAUGUGUCAUUCAUCAUUUUUAUACAUUUUAUUCCCUUUUUUUCUAUCUUGUUAGUGCAAAUUUGGAUAUAAACAUUUUCUUUUACCUACAUUUGCUUUAAAUAUAAUAUCUAAAUAAAAUUAUUGCAUACUGUUUCUCUUUAACUAUGUUUUGUUAUUAAAGUAAAAAUAUAGACUUUACGAAUCCAGACGAAAUGGAAUCAGAAUGGACUAGCGGGCAAAACAUCACGGGACAUCCACCUGCAGAAGGUGAGAUCUGAUAAAUAUAUAUUGAUAUCAGAUUAUGGGACGUUCUGUACAUGAUUUAUGUGAAGUCUCAGGAGUUCAUUAAUGACGAUUCUUCUCUCGAUUCCCAGGGAACAAAUUCACUCCAAACUUACAAAGUGUGGAUAUCUUUAAAAAGGUAAUAAAGUGCUCUUAUAUACGUAGAUCCCAUUUGAAUAAAAUAUAGCUCAUAAAAAGGACAAUUCAGAACAUUUAUAUUAUGGGAAAAAAAUAGCUUAUUGAAAUGGGAAUUUGUUAUGAAUGUUGGAUGGACAUGAAACUACAUAUUUUAUAGCAAAAUGUUUGACAACAAAAACAGGGUUAUGUACAAAAGUAAGAAUUCCAAUUGAAUUUCAAAUGUAAGGUGAAAAUAGCUGAAAUGGAAGCGUUCGCUAGGUCAGAUAUUCUUUCAGUUAAAGGACCACGAUAGGCACCCAGACCACUUCAGCUUAAUGCUAGGAUUAACCCUUUCUUCUAUAAAGAGAAACUGCUAUGUUUACCUAUGGGUUAAUCCAGCCUCUAGUGGCUGUCUCACUGACAGCCGCUAGAGGCCCUUCUGUGCUUCUCACUGUGAUUUUCACAGUGAGAAGACGCAAGCGUCCAUAGGAAAGCAUUGAGAAUGCUUUCCUAUGGACAGGCUGAAUGCACGCGUGGCUCGUGCCGUGCAUGCGCAUUGAGCCGAUGACGAGAAGGAGGAGGAGAGGAGGAAGAGAGUCCCCCACCCGGCGCUGGAAAAAGAGGUAAAUUUAACCCCUUCCAUCCCCUAGAGCCCGGCGGGGGUGGGGGGCGACCCUGAGGGUGGGGGCACCCUCAGGGCCCUAUAGUGCCAGGAAAACGAGUAUGUUUUCCUGGCACUAUAGUGGUCCUUUGACCAAUUUGAAAUUCACUCUGAUAAAUAACCAUAAUAAGGUAACAACACUCUAAACCCUAAGCCACUUCCUCUAAAUGUAGUGGUUUUGAUGGCUAGAGCCUGCCCCCAACACAGUGAUAUAUGUAAACAUUGUUGUUUGUGAGAAAGGACGUUGAUACAUUUAUCAGUCAGAAUACAUCAAGUGACAGUCAAUCAGCCAAUCAGACCGCCACUAGAGGCACGUCCUAACUAAGGUGAGAGUUCAAAGUGAAUUCAAGGAGAAUUUAAAAUCUGAGGCAACAAUAGCUGAACCUGAUGCUUUGCUAAAUUAAAGAGGUUUUUAAAUUCAGUUAUUUUGGCCUUACAUUUGAAAUUCACUUUAAUAAAUAAGAUAUUUCUGUAUCUUUUUGCCUUAUAAGGGUUUUGUGAGGGAUUCCCUUUCAGGGUUGCUGCUCAAUUGAGUAAGCGCAGACUCUUCCCCUUUUUCUCUAUUUUUACUUUAAUAAAUAACCCUGUUAAACAUUCAAGUCUGGCAGCAGGACUGGCUGCCUAAGGAACAUUGCCCUUUACUGAAUAAAAGGUGAAUAAAGCAAUGUGUUUAUAUAUUUUAGGGGAGUCCAUACUCUUCACUUCAACAUUAAACAUACUUACUUACUGUGCUUCAAAGUUUACAUAGUCUGGUAGAAAUAGUAAAAUUUUGGCAUUGAUUUUAAAAUUAUGGCUGAUCAAGCAAAAAAAAAGAAAAUGUCCUUUAUUGAAUGAUAUUGAUCAUAUGAGGCCAGUUAUUAUCACAUUGUUGUUUGGCUCAUUUUAAAAUCAUAAUGAUAACAGAAACCACCCAAAUGGCCCUGAUUAAAACUUUACAUACCAUUGAAAGAUUGGCCUGUUACAGACACACAUGGUGACACACACAGGUUAAAAUGGCAAAUAAAGGUUCAUUUCUCUUUUUCCCUUUUUAAAUUGCAAUUAGUGUCUGUGUAUAAAUAGUCAAUGAGUUUGUUAGCUCUCACGUGGAUGCACUGAGCAGGCUAGAUACUGAGCCAUAGGGAGCAGAAAAGAACUGUCAAAAGACCUGCGUUACAAGGUAAUGGAACUUUAUAAAGAUGGAAAGGGAUAUAAAAAGAUCUCCAAAGCCUUGAAAAUGGAAGUCAGUACUGCUCAAUCAUUUAAUAAGAAGUGGGAAAUUCAGGGAUCUCUUGAUACAAAGAGUCAGCCAAGGUCAGAUAGAUCAAGAAAGAUUUCAGCCACAACUGUCAGAAGAAUUGUUCAGGAUACAAAAAAAAACUCCAUAUGUAACCUCAGGAGAAAUACAGGCUGCUCUGUAAUAAGAUGGUGGGGUUGUUUCAAGGAGCACAAUACGACGACACUUCAACAAAAAUGAGCUGCAUGGUCAAGCUGACAGAAAGAAGCCUUUACUGCGCCAGUGCCACAAAAAAGCCCGGUUACAAUAUGCCCAACAACACCUUGACCCUCCUCACAGCUUCUGGUACACUGUUUUGGAGGGUGUGAGCUUUAAAGGCACGGGAUGAAAAAUAAAUGGCAAGAUGAAUGCAGCAUGUUAUCAGAAAAUACUUGCAGACAAUUUGCAUUCUUCUGCAUGAAGGCUGCGCAUGGGACGUUCUUGGACUUUCCAGCAUGACAAUGACCCUAAGCACAAGGCCAAGCUGACCCUCCAGUGGUUACAGCAAUAAAAGGUGAAGGUUCUGGAUUGCCCAUCACAGUCUCCUGACCUUAAUCGAGCCACUCUGGGGAGAUCUCAAACAAGAUGACCAAAGACUUUGCAUGACCUCGAGACAUUUUGCCAAGAUGAAUGGGCAGCUAUACCACCUGCAGGAAUUAGGGGCCUCAGACAACUAUUACAAUAGACUGCACGUUGUCCUUGAUGCUAAAGUGGGCAUGAAGGGUAUGCAGGCUAUUAAACAUGGGGUCGUUUUAUUUUUUCUUUGUUGCCAUGUUUUGUGUUAUGAUUGUGCUAUUCUGUUAUAACCUACAGUUGAAUAUGAAUCCCAUAAGAAAUAAAAGAAAUGUGUUUUGCCUGCUCACUCAUGUUUUCGUUAAAAAUGGUCCAUAUAUUACCAAUUCUCCAAGGGUAUGCAAACUUUUGAGCACAACUGUAUAUUGUGCCGAAAUACCUUUUGUCAAUGGAUUGUUAUGUGAUUGCUAUAAUCACUAUACUCCCCAGGGUAUAAUCACUAAGCUCUGCUAAGAGCUUGUUCCUGUUCCUGCUUUCUGGAAUUCGGAGAGAGGUCGACCUGCUGGAAGCUGGACCCUGGUCUUGGGUCCAGAGUGGGUGGAGACGGCGAGACCCCAACCAAGCUGCGGCGGUUCGUGGGGUCUGCAGUGGUUAUGGUGUCGGGCAGAGUGCUUGGAGUCCUCGGUCGGCGGAAGGUACCCGGUCGGGGUGCCAGUGGUUCCGUUACAUAUAUUUAUUUUGAUGUUAUUUUGUUCCUAUAAAAGGAAACCAAUGCAAAGAGAGAAAACACAAAUAUAAAGACAAUCCGUUCAAAAAUGCAUUCAAUAAAAUAAAUAAAAAAUGUACCUGUUGCUUCAAAUUCCAAGCCUCCGAUGUAACCUCUAUGACAUCCUUAUCAACCAGUUAUUAAGAUCUCUCAUCAAACCCUAGACCUUCUUUAAGAUGCCAAUGGAGAGCUCUGCAUUACCCAUAAGCCCCUGCAAGCGUCUCGUUCCCUGGAUGAUAAAAUGCCACACAGGGGUUUAUUGCAAAUGUAUCCAUUAACUCGGAUGAUGCACAGAGUUGAUUCAGUUAUUUCAAGGAACUAAAAGUUAAUGUUUGCUCCCGGAGAUAUUUUGAGCUGGUCAACGGAUGAUUAUUCAGCAAUUUGUUCUGAUGCAAUCUGGUUGGUUUAUUAUUUUAUAUUAAGUGACUACGAUUAAGCACAAUUGGACUGAACAUGGCCAUUUAAAAUAUCUGUCUUGCUUUGCAAUGUACGUAUUCUCCUGUUUAUAAUAUUGUACAGCGCUGCAGAAAAGGUUCCUAGUAUAUACAGUAAAUGAGAAUAUUAACAAUUAUUAUAUUUGUUGUUUUGAAUGUAUCCAGUAGUUAUUUAAAUGUAGAUAAUGUAACAAUGGGCAAUGCUUCUGGUACCAGUAUCAGCAUAUCAACGGCUGUUCUUACUCUAUCAUUGUAUAACCAGCAACGUCAUUGUGUUAAGGGGAUUUACAGCGAUUUACAGCUUUAGCAUUCAUUUUACAUUUUCUUUGAAGAAGUAAGUAGAAGUAUAGAUCAGGGUGUUGCAGUGGAUGUGAUCUACUUGGAUUUUGCCAAGGCAUUUGAUACGGUUCCUCACAAUAGGUUUAUCUUCAAACUAAGAGAAAUUGGUCUAGAUGAAUAUUCCUGUUCUUGGGUAGAACAUUGGCUUAAGGAUAGAGUACAACGAGUUGUAAUUAAUGGUAAAUUUUCAGGCUGGACAAAAGUGGUAAGUGGUGUCCCUCAGGGUUCUGUUUUGGACCGCUUCUAUUUUACAUAUUUAUAAAUGAUCUUGAAAUGGGCAUUGAAAGCCAUGUAUCAGUGUUUGCAGAUGACACAAAACUUUGUAAAGUAAUAAAAUGUGAGCAGGAUAUUGCUUUGCUGCAGAGAGAUUUGGAUAGAUUGGGGGACUGGGCACUAAAAUGGCAGAUUAAAUUUAACAUAGAGAAAUGCAAAGUUAUCCACCUAGGAUGAAAUAUGCACAGGAAAUUAGGGAUAGUAACAUUUCAGAGGUCUGUACAGAUUUUUUUAACAGCUGCUGGGUGAAAAUUUGCAUAAUAUCCCUGCCAUUCAGAGAUAUAAUAUGAUGUGGGCUAACAGCUUCUUGAUCCAUGGAGAGGUCUGACUGUCAUUUUUUUUUUUUUGAUCAACAGCAAAAACAUAUAUAAGGAAGGCUGAACUUGAUGGACCUAAGUCUCUUUUUAUCCUAUGUAACUAUGUAACUAUGUAAAUCGUGAUAGAUCUGAUCGAUGAACUCAGCAAGCAAGUUCUAGGAGGGCCACACAGUGCGAGAAUACAGAAGCAUUCACUUUAUAGCAAACCAAUUAAUAUAGAACAAAUAAAAGAAUAACUAUAACAUAGAAUGAAAACCCCAAGGAAAAAAAAUAAGCAAUGAUAGAUUUCUGUUCAAGUCCCUUUUAGUAUAUUUAUAAACAUGAUCCAUUCAUUCAGUGGAUAUUUUUUUCUUUUAGGUACAGAUAAGGCGUCCAACAUUAAUUCGAACUCCAGAAAGCUCUGACUAGAACGGGUCUGCUUUCCUUAACUACAAGUGACGGCAAUGAAUAUCAGCCAUCAAGCUCUCAGUCUGAAGGAGUAAUACUUGCCGAAGGUCUAUAAUACCCGUCAAUUUCAAUAGGCUGGAUGGACAUCAAAGGCAUAAUGGGAUUGUUCCCUGUAUAAUGUAAACGAUAGAAUUUAAGAAACACAGUGAUUUAAACAUAUUUAAAAAAAUUAAUUAAACUUUUUAAACGUUGGUAACUGUAUUUAUAUUGGUUUAGAAGUAUAAUUAUUUU